This is a messenger RNA of Doryrhamphus excisus (bluestripe pipefish), 1909 nucleotides long. RefSeq names its product RNA-binding region (RNP1, RRM) containing 3 (gene rnpc3). The record is from RefSeq and is a predicted model, not a curated record. Gene Ontology annotation, cellular component: U12-type spliceosomal complex. NCBI's taxonomy places the organism in Eukaryota, Metazoa, Chordata, Actinopteri, Syngnathiformes, Syngnathidae. Gene Ontology annotation, biological process: mRNA splicing, via spliceosome. Gene Ontology annotation, molecular function: U12 snRNA binding; protein binding; pre-mRNA intronic binding.
AGAAGAAAAGGGCGGAAGUUGAUUUCUCCCCAGCACGGUACUAUAGUGAACAUCCAAAUAAAGACAAAAUGGACACGUCUGAGGAUCCGGUCAAGAAGAGCGGCAGCAAGACUCUACUGGUCCGACAUCUACCGGCCGAGCUGACUGAGGAUGAGAAGGAGGACCUGCUCAAGUAUUUUGGAGCCGAGUCCGUCAGAGUGUUCUCCAACUUUGGCCGCAUGAAACACGCAGCAUUUGCGGCCUUUCGCAGUGAAAAAGCUGCAGAAAAGGCUCUCACCCGGCUCCAUCAGUUGGAGAUUCUCAAUCGAAAGCUUAUCGUGGAGUUUGCAAGAGGCCAAGAUAAUAUCACCGUAUUGAAGGAUCCACCCGUAACGGACAGUAAGAAGUUUGACAAGGAAGCAAAGACCAAACGGGAAACGAAGCAGCCAAAUGUUCCUCUUAUAGAGACAGGCGUCGCUCCAAGUCUUGGGCUGAAGUAUCACCCAAAUCCCACCUUGAGAUAUUUGUACCCACCUCCUUCCAAUAUUGUUCUGACAAAUAUCACACACACCCUCAUGUGUGUGCCCAAGUUUUAUGUUCAAGUUCUGCAUUUGAUGAACAAGAUGAAUUUACCGUGUCCGUUUGGACCGGUCACACCAAGACCCCCUUUGUUUGAGACUCUGCCUGCCGCCCCACCCAUCCCCAUGCCUCCUCCGUUCCCCCCUGACCUCCCACCUACACCCGCCGAAGAGAUGGGCACGUCUGGGGAUGAAGAAUCCGAGUACGAGAGCGGAGACGAUGAAGACAAGGAGAGGAUUGCUCGCCUGAUGGGCCUGGUCAACCAGCCAUGCAAGAGACCCCUUAGACCAAAAACGUCUUCCAAGAGAAAAAAGCCCAAGAUCAAGGAUCUCCUCUACGUGACCAAACCUGACCUUCAAAGCGCUCCCGUCAUGCAGCCAUCAGACGUGUUUGAGCAGCCUAACCCAGCUGGAUCCAAGAAAAUAGAAUUCCACAUUUCAGUUCCAGAGGUGGCAGCCAGGGUGGAAGCAAGUACGCCUGGUCAGACGGAAGCCAUGGUGCGCCCUUCAGAAACAACUGAGAGCGAGGCCGCCAUCAACAACGGCACGGACGCUGUGGUCGGUUUCGGAAAGAUCUACCCCAGCACUCAGACGUCCCAGCAGAGCGAGGAGCACAGCGACGAAGAGCAGGAUCUCCCGUCUGAUGUCAUCUCAAGAAAAGAACUCCAGAAAGGACGCCUGUCGAAAGACGAGAUAAAAAGGAUGUCUGUGUUUAAGAAUUACGAGCCGGGUGAGCCGACCUGCAGGCUGUAUGUGAAGAACAUCGCCAAGCAAGUGGAAGAGAAAGACCUAAAGUACAUCUACGGGAGAUACAUCGAUCCCUUGUCUGAAACCGAGCGAAAUAUGUUCGACGUGUUGCUAAUGAAGGAGGGCCGCAUGAAAGGGCAGGCCUUUGUCGGACUUCCCAGCGAGCAGAGUGCCGAGAAAGCCCUGCGGGAAACCAACGGCUACGUUCUCUGCGACAAACCCCUCGUGGUUCAAUUUGCUCGAUCCGCCAGGCCAAAGCAAGACGCCGCAGACGCCAAGAAAGGAUCAAAGCAGCGCUAAACUGGCCAGAUGCCAAGGCUUGAUUUUGUGGGCCAGCAGAACCAUUUGUAUCCUUAUUUGAGCAUAUCCUUUGGAAAGAAAAUACCAAAAGAAAAAAAGGGGUCAGUUCUAUUUGUGGAAGAAAGGGAACAUGUUGCAUUGACCUUUUAAGCACAUUGACCUAAAUCUACAAGGACAUUGUGCCAUUGUUUUUCUAGCUCUUUGCGGAAAUGUUGUUUUUAAAAUAUUCUCUACCUCGUUUCACUGAAUUUCAGGUGAUGAUCGUCAGAUGUCCUCUUCAUCUUUUAUUUAAUAAAAAAAUAGUA